AUGUAUCAGCCUGGCGCACCCCUUCAUUCUGAAUACCACGGUGCUGGACGUGGAGAGUAUCCUCCUCCUCCUCCUGAAGGUUAUUAUCCCCAUCCUCCCCCAAUGCCUCCACAUAUGGCUCCACCUCCACCUGGUCACAUGCACCACCCUUAUUACGAUUAUCAUCAUUCCCACCAUUAUAUGCCAUAUCACCCCGCUUCUAUGAACCCAAACAUAGCACCUCCAGUUCCCCCUCCAGCACCACCUGACUUUGGGGAUAAACGAUCAAAAGCUAACGCGCACACACCAACAUCCGAGGGUAUUGAUAAGAACAAGAUUUCGACUUUCAUAGCAAAAUCAACUGUACCAAUCUUACAUAAAGCACGAUUCAAAAAAGAACGGUUUGGUACCUUUGAUUCACCGACAGCAGGGGAGGAUGAAGAUAAAAGGACAUACACUCUCAUAGUUAGUCAGCAACCUUUGCGCGCUCGAAUGUGUGGAUUUGGUGAAAAAGAUCGACGACCGAUCGACCCACCGCCGAUCGUACAAUUAGUAGUAACUGAUGAGAAGGGGAUUCCUGACUCUGGAAUGUUGCAAAAUCCUUUUUUCGUCCUUCAUGUUACACUUUGGUCUGAAGAUGGUCGAGAAGAACGAAAUGUGAUUAGCAACCCACCAAAAACAACGCGAGUACUUAUGGGAUCACUUGUUUCUUCUCCAGCUAUUCUUAAGAAUACCACAGGAGAACAAGGAUGUUACUUUUGUUUUCCGGAUCUCUCUAUACGUACAGAAGGGAAAUAUACUCUAAAAUUUUCUUUGAUGAAGCUGGGAACUGAAGACCGACUAAUUAAUACAAGAACAGAAAUAAUCGCUAAUACGUACUCCGACCCUUUUACUGUAUAUUCAGCAAAAAAAUUUCCUGGGAUGACAGAAUCAACGGAACUAUCCAAAGCUUUUGCAAAGCAGGGGUUAAAAAUUCCAAUUCGAAAUGAUGUACGCCCGAGGAAAAUUACUGAAGAUUAA
This is a messenger RNA of Funneliformis geosporum, 999 nucleotides long. The record is from the annotation of a GenBank genome assembly. NCBI's taxonomy places the organism in Eukaryota, Fungi, Glomeromycota, Glomeromycetes, Glomerales, Glomeraceae.